AUGUUCCGACCCGAGACAGCUGUCGUCUGGUAUGCGACUCGCAGCCUGCAGCAGAGCGCGCUGGAGCUUUUGGCGCGCCCCUCUAAAAUUUCGCCCUCGACUUUGCCUUGUCUGCACUUGCACAUCACGACCCUCGACCUCGACGUCGCAACACCAACCACUCAACACCUUCCCGAAAAUACAAAAGAGAUCAUCAUGGCUGAAGGCGGUAGCGGAAUCGACCGUAAGGCGGACGAGAGGAUGGAGUUCUCCACCUCCAAGGAAGUCACCGUCCACCCGACCUUCGAGUCCAUGUCGCUGAAGGAGAACCUCCUCCGCGGCAUCUACGCCUACGGCUACGAGUCCCCGUCCGCCGUCCAGUCCCGCGCCAUCGUCCAGGUCUGCAAGGGUCGCGACACCAUCGCCCAAGCCCAGUCCGGCACGGGUAAGACUGCGACCUUUUCCAUUUCCAUGCUGCAAGUCAUCGACACGGCCGUCCGCGAGACCCAAGCCCUCGUCCUCUCCCCGACCCGCGAACUCGCGACCCAGAUUCAGUCCGUCGUCAUGGCCCUCGGCGACUACAUGAACGUCCAGUGCCACGCCUGCAUCGGCGGCACCAACGUCGGCGAGGACAUCCGUAAGCUCGACUACGGCCAGCACAUCGUCUCCGGCACCCCCGGCCGCGUCGCCGACAUGAUCCGCCGCAGGCACCUGCGCACCCGCCACAUCAAGAUGCUGGUCCUCGACGAGGCGGACGAGCUGCUCAACAGAGGUUUCCGCGAGCAGAUCUACGACGUGUACCGCUACCUGCCCCCCGCGACGCAGGUCGUCGUCGUCUCCGCCACCCUGCCGUACGACGUGCUCGACAUGACGACCAAGUUCAUGACCGACCCCGUGCGCAUCCUCGUCAAGCGUGACGAGUUGACCCUCGAGGGCUUGAAGCAGUACUUCAUCGCGGUCGAGAAGGAGGACUGGAAGUUCGAUACGCUGUGCGAUCUCUACGACACCCUCACCAUCACGCAGGCCGUUAUCUUCUGUAACACGCGCAGAAAGGUCGAUUGGCUGACGGACAAGAUGCGCGAGGCCAACUUUACGGUCAGCAGUAUGCACGGUGACAUGCCACAGAAGGAGCGCGACAGCAUUAUGCAGGACUUCCGGCAGGGUAACAGCCGUGUUUUGAUUUCCACGGAUGUGUGGGCUCGCGGUAUCGAUGUGCAGCAGGUCAGCUUGGUGAUCAACUACGAUCUGCCGAGCAACCGUGAGAACUACAUUCACCGCAUUGGUAGGAGUGGUCGCUUUGGAAGGAAGGGUGUCGCUAUCAACUUCGUUACUAGCGAGGAUGUGCGCAUCUUGAGAGACAUUGAGUUGUACUACUCUACCCAGAUUGAUGAGAUGCCCAUGAACGUGGCCGAUCUCAUUUCUUAA
This is a messenger RNA of Colletotrichum gloeosporioides, 1404 nucleotides long. RefSeq names its product ATP-dependent RNA helicase FAL1. The record is from RefSeq and is a predicted model, not a curated record. The transcript has 3 exons. Gene Ontology annotation, cellular component: nucleolus; catalytic step 2 spliceosome. Gene Ontology annotation, molecular function: RNA helicase activity; mRNA binding; ATP binding. Bases 1 to 1404 code for a protein of 467 amino acids. NCBI's taxonomy places the organism in Eukaryota, Fungi, Ascomycota, Sordariomycetes, Glomerellales, Glomerellaceae.